UACAUAAAUUCAUUAAUUGUGUUCUUUCUUAUUAUUAGAGCAAAAGAUUUCAUUAAUCAAUCAUCAAAGGGUGCUAUUUUCUUUUAUAACUAUGGAGAGCAGCUUAGGUGACAUCCUGUUGAAGGUGGCAGUGUUCUUCCUAGUACAGGCUUUGGUAUACCUUAUCCUUUCAAAUUCAUCAAAUAUCUUUUCCAAGAACAUCAAGAGAACCCACAGCUUCAAACCUGCACGGUCUGUGAGCAUUCGGCAGAUGCUGGCUUUGCUCUCCGAUUUUCCGCCGGAAGGAGAACCCUCCCCCUCUUCAAAGAGUCCUCAAUCGCCAUCCCUUCAUAGUUAUGAUAAGAAGCGAUCUUAAGUGUUAUCAGGAACAGGAUUGCAUGUAAAUUAAACUAGUUAGUUCUCUCUUUUAUUUUAGAGUAUACAGAAUUGUUAGGCAAUCCUAAGUUAUUGGAGAGGUCUUCAAUUCUUUUGUUCAUUUGAUAUUUGUUGAAAUAUUAAGAUUUAUUUAUUCUUUAUUUCACCCCUAUUUUGUUGAAUUAUCAAGUAUUCAAUUAAGAACUCGAUAUGGUUGUAAGUUGUAA
Arachis duranensis is the source of this 581-nucleotide messenger RNA. RefSeq lists its product as uncharacterized. The transcript has a single exon. The record is from RefSeq and is a predicted model, not a curated record. Bases 92 to 355 code for a protein of 87 amino acids. Lineage: Eukaryota; Viridiplantae; Streptophyta; Magnoliopsida; Fabales; Fabaceae.